Acanthoscelides obtectus is the source of this 1779-nucleotide messenger RNA. The record is from the annotation of a GenBank genome assembly. NCBI's taxonomy places the organism in Eukaryota, Metazoa, Arthropoda, Insecta, Coleoptera, Chrysomelidae.
AUGUCCGACCCGAAAAGAAGGUGUGUACAGACAAGCAGGGAUCCUGAAGUAUGGAUGCAAUGGUUCAACGAAAUAUCAAGUGGGGAGGAAAGCCCACUCGAUGAGGAAGACUCGGAUGAAAAAGAAGAGGAUGUGUGUGUGGAAAGUGACCAUCAUGAGACAGAGUCUGAACAAGAAAUACCGGAGGUAGAUCAAGAUGAGCCUGAUUGGGAAGAAGAAACCGAUGAAGGAGAAGCUGAUAUAUUUUACUGGGGAAAAGACAAAGUUACGAAGUGGAAGAAGGGUAGAUCCAACACUCAAGUACGUACUCGGUCUCAGAACAUAAUAAAAUUGUUGCCCGGAACAAAAGGUAGUGCGCGAAAUGCCAGGAGUGAAACUGAUUGCCUAAAACUAUUUAUAAAUGACACGGUGAUAAGAAUUAUAACUAUUUCUACCAACAUAUAUAUCAUGAAAGUCAAAAGUAAGUUUCAACGGUUCAGAGAUGCCAGGCAAACUGAUGAGAGAGAAAUUACAGCUUUCAUUGGAAUUCUCAUUCUGAUUGGAACCCUCAGAAGUUCACGGAAAAACCUGAAAAAUAUUUGGGAUAACUCUAAAGGAAGUGGAGUGGAAGCUUGCUAUCUAGCGAUGAGUGAAAAGAGAUUUAGAUUUCUGAUAAGGUGUUUGCGGUUUGAUGACAUAAGAACAAGAGAUGAAAGAAAGGAAAUAGAUAAGUUGGCGCCCAUUCGAGAACUAUUUGAAACAUUCUUGGUGAAUUUUCAAAACAAUUUUAUUGCCAGUGAGUACCUCACUGUUGACGAGCAGUUGUUAGCUUUUAGAGGACGCUGUGGAUUCAAGCAGUUCAUUCCAUCAAAGCCGGCCAAAUAUGGCAUCAAGACAUUUGCGCUGUGUGAUUCAAAGACAUCAUACACAUUCAACUUGGAAACCUACGUUGGAACACAACCAGAGGGUCCAUAUAAGCUCAGUAAUUCCUCCGAAGACAUUGUAAUCAGAUUAGUAAAUCCAGUGGCAGGGACCAAUCGCAAUAUCACGGGCGAUAACUGGUUUACCAGUUUAUCAUUGGUGAAAAAACUGUUACAAGAAAAAAAGCUAACCUACAUCGGAACUAUGCGAAAAAAUAAGAGGGAGAUCCCUCCACAAUUCUUGCCGAAUAAGAAUCGACCAGAGAAAUCGUCCUUGUUUGGUUUUCAGAAGGACUGUACCAUGGUAUCGUACUGCCCAAAAAAAAAUAGAUCUGUGAUUUUGUUAUCGUCCAUGCACUUUGAUGAUGCAAUAGAUGAGGAAACGGGUGAUGACAAAAAACCAGUAAUCAUAGCCGAUUAUAAUCACACAAAAAUUGAUGUUGACCUGGUAGACCAGUUAUGCCAGAAGUACAAUGUUGCAAGAAAUACACGUCGUUGGCCAACGGUGGUAUUUUACAACUUGAUCAACAUAUCUGGCAUAAACGCAUUGUGCGUCUAUAAGGCAAAUCACCCGCCACAAAAAAGAAUCGCACGGUCCGACUUUUUACAAAGUUGUGCAUGGGAUCUGAUCCGACCCCAGAUAGAAUUUCGGUCAACCAUCCCGUCACUGCCAGUGGAUAUGAGGCGACGGGCACGAGCUACCCUAAAUGUUAGGGAGGUAUCACCUUCCCCCUCUAAUCAACCAAAAACCACUGUUGGACGUUGUCAUAUUUGCCCUAGACAACGUGAUAAAUCAACACGUAAAAUUUGUUCGCAAUGUAGAAGGUUUGCAUGCAAACAACACAUGAGUGAUACUUGCACGGCAUGCCUGAAGGAAUAG